Molecule: messenger RNA, 1419 nt
Organism: Sciurus carolinensis (gray squirrel)
Lineage: Eukaryota; Metazoa; Chordata; Mammalia; Rodentia; Sciuridae
Gene: Txndc12
Product: thioredoxin domain containing 12
Exons: 7
Coding region: 127-645 (172 amino acids)
Cellular component (GO): endoplasmic reticulum
Source: RefSeq, a predicted model, not a curated record
UCCUUCAGAGUUUGGGGGAAAAAAAAAUCUGGGAAAUCGUGGGUCUGGGUUUAGCAGCGCUUGGGAAGCGAAGCGGACCUCUUUCCCUGUGUGGGGUCAGUCCGGCGGUCCCGCGCACCUAGCACCAUGGAGAUGUGGCCUCGUCUCGGGGCCACCUGUUUGCUGGGCUUCAGUUUCCUGCUUCUGGUCACCACUUCUGAUGGACACAUUGGGCUUGGAAAGGGUUUUGGGGAUCAUAUUCACUGGAGAACACUAGAAGAUGGGAAGAGAGAAGCAGCUGCCAGUGGAUUACCUUUGAUGGUGAUUAUCCAUAAGUCUUGGUGUGGAGCUUGCAAAGCUUUAAAGCCCAAAUUUGCAGAAUCUACAGAAAUUUCUGAACUUUCCCAUAAUUUUGUUAUGGUAAAUCUUGAGGAUGAAGAGGAACCCAAGGAUGAAGAUUUCAGCCCUGAUGGGGGUUAUAUUCCACGAAUUCUUUUCUUAGAUCCUAGUGGCAGGGUGCAUCCUGAAAUCAUCAAUGAGAAUGGAAACCCCAGCUACAAAUAUUUCUACAUCAAUGCUGAGCAAGUUGUUCAGGGGAUGAAGGAAGCUCAGGAAAGACUGACAGGUGAUGCCUUCAGAGAGAAACAUUUUGAAGAUGAAUUGUAACACAGAUGUAUCCCUUCCUUCAUCAAAGAUAGUGUUCUGGAAGGAAAGCAGCAGAGGAGGGAAUAUUGAGGAACUGCUCAGAACAGUUAAAGUGACUGGGAAACCUUGCUUCUUCCUACAUUGGAAGGAGCUCUCUUACUGUGGAAGAGAUGUUAAAAGAAGGUGGUCUGCAUGUUUGUGGAUCCAGCAGAGUGUGGCAGACUUCCUUUUGCUCCCUAUCACCUAAAUGUCCAUAUGUCUUUGAAUGUAAAGGAUGAAACCUGACACAGAACUUGGGCCACUUGGAGGUUAAUACCUCACACUUCAGUAUUUGAGUCUUUUCCCAUUUCCUCCUGCUUUGCUCACCGUGGUGGUGAAAGGAGACUAGUAGCAUCUUUUCUGCAAUGUUAAAAUGGCCAGAAUAGCAAUUUUUAAGAAAAGAGUAAAUCCUAAAUGUAAAUCAGUAAUUCUAUCCCCUGUCAAGGAGACCAGCCUGUUUUUUGUCUUUUUCUCUUGAGAAUAAUCCUGGGCUUCUUCCUGAAUCCCUGCAUCCUCCUUCCUCUUUUCCUGCUCAGGCUUCCCUGUUAGCACGCAUGCGUGUGCAGGAAUGGCUAUGUGCUUGGACUGAGCCCCAACUGGAAGCAUGCUUUCCCUUGUUACUGUUGGAGAAACUCAAACCUUCAAGCCCUAGGUGGAGCCAUUUUUGUCAAGUCAUCGAUGAUAUUUUUGUAUUGGGGUUAAUCCCCCCCCACACCAAAAAAAAAAAAAAAGAUAAAAUAUUAAUUGUUUGUUAAA